Vigna angularis (adzuki bean) is the source of this 2631-nucleotide messenger RNA. Its product is annotated as pentatricopeptide repeat-containing protein At3g06430, chloroplastic. The transcript is spliced from 2 exons. The coding region runs from base 753 to 2288 and encodes 511 amino acids. NCBI's taxonomy places the organism in Eukaryota, Viridiplantae, Streptophyta, Magnoliopsida, Fabales, Fabaceae. The record is from RefSeq and is a predicted model, not a curated record. Gene Ontology annotation, molecular function: mRNA binding; protein binding.
UUUUUAAUAUUUUCUUGUGAAGGUGAUCUUACUUCAUUAAAUGUUGAGAAAUUCUUUCAUCCAAACUUUGGUACGUCAAGCUGUGGAGAAGUAGUCCUUUCUACUAGAGCUUAUUGACUUUUUACAAUGAGAGAUUAUAAUUUCAAUCUCUUAUGUUCAAAUGAUAUUUUAUAAAACUUAGUACAAAAAUACACCAUUUGGAAAAUUCUUAUAAAUUUUUCAACCACUUUUUCUCAUUCUCAUAAAAAUGAGAACUUUCUUCUUGUUGAGUGUCUCCUUACCUAUAUGUGGGGAUUUAUUCUCUGCCUCUUAAACAAAGGCAAGUCAUGCUUUUUUUUUUCUUUUGUUAAUCAUCCAUAUUCUUUAUUUUUGAGAUGAAAAUAUGUUUUGGAAAAAUAGUUUUGGGCGUCUACCUUUUUUCGAGUCUAGAUAUUCAACAUUCAAAAUAAUAUUGAUGUUGGUAUAUUAAUUUUUUUUAAUAUAUUUUAAAAUUUUAAUGAUUAUAAGUGUAUUUUAAAGAAGAAGAAAAAAGAAUUCAAAAUUCCUUUAUUUUUCUCUUUGAUAAACCUCGCUAAAUUAACAUCUAGUCUACAUAACCUUAAAAUGUCACGUUUUCCUUUAUCAUUAUUCAUUCUAACAAUGUUAAGGGAGCAUAUUGAACCCUUUUAGAAAAAAUAAGAUUACAUGAAAUUAAAAAUAAAUAAAUAAACAUUAAAUAUUUAGCCUAAAAAUUACUAUGACAAUUAGAUGGCAUGAAUUACGAAAGAACACACAAAGUUCAAAGAAACAAAGUUAUCUGUCUCUGUUUCCUUUCCAUGGUUUCAAUGUCGCUCUGUCUUUCUUCUUCCUUUAUUCCUUCUCCCAUUCCCCAUACCAAAUUUCCCACAGCUGAAGAUCCGAUUUUUCGGGUCACCCGCUUCUCAGUUUCUGCUCCGUCAAAAACCAGUGUCUCUGCCUCUUCUACCCGAAAACCAGCUCCAGCAACCAAAACCAGAAACCCGAAAGAUAAGGAAUUUUCCCAAACACUGUUCUUUGAGGAUAUGGAGGAGACACCCAUCAAGAAGAAGAAGAAAAAGAAGGAGAAAAGGAAGAGUGAUAAAGUGUGGGUUCACACUCUCCCCGAAGUCUUAUACUAUCACAUUCAUAAGAAGAACUGGGCUAUUACCCUUGAGUUAUUUGGCAUGCUUAGAGGGCAACCCUAUUACCAACCCAGAGAAGAUACUUACAUGAGACUCAUUGUGUUGCUUGGAAAAUCUGGCCAACCACAUCGAGCCAAUGAGCUUUUUAGCUCUAUACAUGAAGAUGGUUGUGAAAGUACUGAACUUUACACGGCCUUAAUUGCAGCCUAUUGUCGAAAUAAUCUUGUUGAUGAGGCAUUGUCGAUUCUUGAUGAGAUGAUGAACAUCCCCAAUUGCCAGCCUGAUAUCAUAACUUACCUUACCUUGAUGGAAGCUCUUGUGGAUGCUUUGAAGUUUGAAAUGGUUGAGUUGGUGUAUGAUAAAAUGAUUGAAAGAUCUAUCAUGCCAAACACUCCUACCCAGAACCUCCUCCUUAGUUGUUAUGGUAAGGCUGGGAAGUUUGAUCAGAUGGAGAAGAUAGUGUCAAGUAUGAUGGAGAGCACUACAUGCAAGCCUGAUGUUUGGACAAUGAACGCGGUCAUCAGUGUCUUUCGCGAUGAGGGUCUGAUUGAUCUGAUGGAGAAAUGGUAUGAGAAGUUUUGUAGUUUUGGGAUACAACCACAAAGAAGCACUUUUAAUAUUUUAAUGGGAGCUUAUAGUAAAAAAAGAAUGUAUGAUAAAAUGUCAUCAGUUAUGCAGUGUAUGCACAAGGAAAAAUGUCCAUGGACAACUCCAACUUACAACUUUGUGAUUGAGGCGUUUGCAGAUGUAGGUGAUGCUGCAAACAUGGAACGUGCAUAUGAUCAAAUGGUUGCUGAGGGUUUGAAAGCAGAUACCAAGACUUUGUGCUGCCUUAUCAAUGGCUACGCUAAGGCAGGAAUCUUCUAUAAAGUAAUGAGCAGUGUUGUUUUGGCUGAGAAGCUUCAGAUACAUAUGAAUACUCCAUUUUACAAUGCAGUUAUAUCUGCCUGUGCCAAAGAGGAUUCUUUGAUUGAAAUGGAAAGAUUUUUCAAGCGUAUGAAAGAAAAAGAAUGUCAACCAGAUGACACUACAUACUCUGUCAUGAUUGAAGCAUACGGAAAAGCAAAUAUGAAUGAUAAAAUAUACUAUUUGGAGCAAGAAAAACAGAUGAUGAUAUCUGAUGAGAAAAUUUUGAAUGAGCCUCAGUAGACAACCUUUGAUUGAUACGCAGUAUAAAUAAAGGUCUGAAUGCUAAUUCAUCUACCACCCCUCCAUUCUUUUGAAGAAGCAGUUGGGUAGUUUUGCUUCUUUUUUCACAGUGAAUGACAACUACUUCCUAACUUGUGUAGGUUUAUAGUAAAUAUUGUUGGCAUCAUUUUUGUGUUUUGAUGCCAGAUGUAUGGUCCUUCAAAGAUACAAUGGAAUCUUGAGCAUCUCAAAAUGACAAUAAUAUUUUGGUGGCAUUGAAAUUUCUGUUGAAAGCUGGCCUUUUACAGUGAUUACAUCACUCAAAGGUUAUCUAUUCAUGGGCGUCAAUUCACUUUUAUCAUCA